Molecule: messenger RNA, 2015 nt
Organism: Cucurbitaria berberidis CBS 394.84
Lineage: Eukaryota; Fungi; Ascomycota; Dothideomycetes; Pleosporales; Cucurbitariaceae
Product: 4-coumarate-CoA ligase 2
Exons: 2
Coding region: 202-1884 (560 amino acids)
Molecular function (GO): CoA-ligase activity
Source: RefSeq, a predicted model, not a curated record
UUGGAAAUUGCCGCGCCGAGGAAGAAUGAUGGCAUUAUCAAUUUACAAUGACGUGCCGGCAUGUCUUCUCCAACCUUUAGCCUAUCGCCGAGACGAUUACGAUCCGGAUGAAAUAGUCAAUUGGGACUCGACUCUCAUUCCAUCACCGGAGAUAACUUAUGCAGCUGACACUUGCCUCUGGCUAUCCUUGAAACCGGCACGAUGGUCAUCUUCAAGUCAAGACAGCCGCCUAUUGACCUUCCCACCAGGCUCACAGACUGGGACUGGCUAUUCGAUUCCUCAUACUCCCCUAUCAACAAAUACCCAGCAAGCGAGCUCGCUGGCUUUCAGAAUGCCAUAACGAAGGAACGCAUUGAUUGGGCGGACGUUAAAAAGUACUCCACUUACAUCUCCACUGCUUUAGUAAAAGAUUAUGGCCUCAAGACGGGUGAAACAGUGGCACUUUUCAGUCAAAACACAGUAUGGUAUCCAGUCGCUAUGUUUUCAGGACUCCGAGUAGGAGCCAAGAUCAGCGGCGCAAGUCCGGCGUAUAAUGUCGAGGAGAUGACAUUUGCCCUGAAAACAGCAGAUGCAAAGUUUCUCAUGACGACACCCGGCAGUAUGGAGAUUGCGGCUGCGAGUGCUAAGGCCGCUGGCUUACCACAGUCGAACGUGUUUCUGCUUGAAGGUGAAUUACCGGGAUACACAACGGUUCAAGAUCUAAUCCGCGUGGGCGAAGCGUAUGGCGAGUCAGGACAGACACCUGCGUACAAACAUCCGCCAGGGACAAAAAAUAAGGACGUCUGCGGCUUCCUAUCAUUCUCAUCUGGCACUACAGGGCUUCCGAAGGCUGUUCAGAUUUCACAUCAGAACGUAAUAGCGCAAUGUCUCCAAAUUCAGCAGAUUACACCAACAACACAGAAGAAGAUCAUGGCAGUUCUCCCGCUUUUCCACAUCACAGGUCUCGUCCACCAAAUGCACCUCCCAGUCUUACUGAAUGCCGAAGUCAUUAUGCUACCGCAAUUCACAAUGGAGAAGAUGCUGGAAACCAUCUGCGAAUACAAGCUGAGCGAGCUUCUGCUUGUACCACCAAUCUUGAUCAGACUGGUCCGCGAUCCGAUAGUGGACAAGUACGACCUCAGCCAUGUCACUCGAUUCUCAUCUGGCGCAGCUCCCUUGUCGGAAGAGAUAAUCCAACAGCUGCAAAAGAAGUUCCCGAAUACAGGCUUCAAGCAAGGCUACGGCAUGACAGAGUCAUGCAGCUGCAUCACAGCCCAUCCACCUGAUAAGUUUUCCUACAAAUACGCGCAUACCGGUGGGGCUAUCGUGGCCUCCACAGAGGUCAAAAUCGUCAAGGACGAUGGCACAGAAGGCGAUAUCGGCGAAGAUGGCGAGGUGUUGGCCCGCGGCCCGCAAGUCGUAAUGGGCUACCUGAACAACGAAACGGCUACCAGGGAUACCUUUGACGAAAAUGGUUGGCUUCACACGGGCGACCGCGGCGCUAUAGACGACGAGGGCAUGAUACACAUUACCGAUCGCAUCAAGGAGCUCAUUAAAGUCAAAGGGAUCGGCGUCGCACCCGCUGAGCUAGAAGAUCUCCUCUUGGGCCACCCGAAAGUCGAGGACGUAGCUGUGAUGAGCGUCAAAGACGACUAUUCUGGCGAGCUACCAAAGGCGUACAUUGUGCUGAAGCCUGGGAUCGAGGAGAAUACAGCGGUCGGCAGGGAGAUCAUUGCCCAUGUCAAGGAAAAAAAGGUUAGGUAUAAGUGGGUCAAGGAGGUUGAGUUUAUCGACGAAAUUCCGAAGUCUGGAUCUGGUAAGAUUCUGCGGCGCAUCUUGAGGGACAAGGAGAAGACUGGAAAGUUUGGCUUGGUGGUCAAAGACGAUGCGAAAGCGAAGUUGUAGGUGUAGAUGUUGGUAUUAGUGUUGUGAAGACCCCCCAGCUAGACUAUGUGAGUUAGUGCGCAACCAAGUGGAGUUGCAAGAGUUUUCCGCCCAACUCACAACCCCGCUGUUGCUUCUCUCGUCUACUCCAC